AUUGGUGAGAUGACAGCAACACCAUACGUACAUAGUACCACGAUAAUUCCACGAUCCAUCUGAGCUGAGAUGAAUAUAUCAACGCUCAUCAUCCCGAGCGAAAUCUAAUACCCUUUCGUUCAAAAUAUAUCUUGUAGACCCAAGUAGAGUCAAACCUCCCUCAUCAAUAACCAUCCUCCAAAAUGACCUGGCCCUACCGCAUCUACUUCAACCACACCUCAUCCGAAAAAGACCAAAGACGUAUCCUCCUCGACCGCUAUGGACUCUACGCCCAACUUUCCAUCCUCAUCCCCAUCAUCCUGUAUAAUCUCUACCGUUUAGCAAUAUGGGUAUAUUCCGAGCGUCAACGAUCGAAAGUUGAUUAUUCGGCUGUUCCCAGUUCUCCUACUUUGAAGAAGAGGAGGAGUUCGAAGAGGGCGACGUGGGGAAGGACGUGUAGAAGCUUGGCUUGGUGGUUAGCAGGGGAUGUGAGGAGUGGGUGGGGGAGGGUCAUUGGAUUGUUGCGGGUUUGUGGGGGCUUGGUUGGCGUUUUUGUGUGUCCAUAGGACGGGUGAUGGUAUGUGGAUUUUAUGUUUGUGCUAUCAUGGGAUUUUGGUUAUGGAUAUUGAGUAGACUGGUCUGAGUAAAGUUACUGGGUCAUCUGUGUUCUAGUGAUGGUUCGAUUUUCUGGAGAACUUGCAAGGGAUGAACUUCAAUGCUACAAUCCGAGUGGAUUUGAUACUCAAGCGGGUCACGUUUUCGAAUGGGCUCAGCGUAUCAAACAAAAUGGAUGUAUUAAAGUCUUUCAGUGUACAAUUCUUCCAUUAGUUGACUGCUAUCUGAGCCAUUGAGGUUCCAUCCAGGAUGUUUUUGCAACUCAUCAUUAAACACAAUAGCUAAUGAUAUAUCCAGAUUAUUUUCACAUAACCAAACGAUUUGGUAUAGUUGCGGCAUCACAACUUCCUACUCAUUAUGCACUGUCCAUGAAGUCUUUAUAUUCACCACUUUCCGUAUUAUUUGGGUCAUCCCAUGAGCAGCUCAACACAUGGCAUCGGAUAUCCGGUCGAGUCAUUUGGACUCUUUUACUUUGCCACGCAAGCUGGUAUUUGAAUGCAUUUAUCCAAAUUGGAAAUUUAUCCGAGAAACUUACAACACCUAUAAUCAUCUUCGGGGUAGUUUCAUUUCAGCUUAUCAACCUCCUCAUUAUCACAAGUUCAAAGGCUGUUCGUCGCUGGUCUUAUCGGGUAUUUUUUAUCACUCACCUUUUUGUCGCUAUCGCCAUAAUUCCUCUUCUAUUCUUCCAUGCCGCUCCUAUUCGCAUCUAUAUAAUCGAAGCAAUCGCUCUUUUCCUAAUCGACAUUGGCAUUCGCAAAUACACCACUUUUACAGCUUUUGCUACCGUUCGAUCAGUGCCAAAAACUUCUCUUCUUGAAAUCACUAUUCCAGUUACUGUUUCCCAGAUCUCUCAAUUCCAAUAUGCGCCGGGUCAACAUGUCUAUCUAUCUAUCCCUCCAUCAUCCGUUCCCACAUCUGCCAAAUACAAUCGUCAUCUCCAUGAAUUUCUCUACAAUCCAUUUACUAUCGCUUCCGUUACAGAUACACCGACACCACAGAUCACCCUGACUCUGCGCACCCUCAACGGCCCCACAACAUCUGCACUCUCCUCCUUAUCCCACCUCAGCAAAGCCCGCCCACCACUCAACAUCGAAGGACCCUACGGAAGCACCCGUAAAUUCCCCAACCUAGCCGAGAAAUUCGACAGAAUAUUACUCGUAGCCGGCGGCGUCGGCGCCACCUUUAUCCUCCCCAUCUACCGCGCCGCAAAAGAAGCAAUGGAAAACGAAGGCCGACCAAAUUCCACCGUAAGAAUGAUCUGGGUCAUGCGAGACGCUGCAGAAUCCUCAUGGGCAUUAUCCCCCCCAACCAACCCAACCUCCCCCCAAGAUACUGACGAAGAACCUAAAUUCGAAUAUUCAAAUGAUGUGGAUAUAGAAUUAUAUAUUACCUCUCCGCAAACCUCACACUCAAUCACUACCUCCACAACUACAUCCACCCACGAACCUAAUACUAUAGAAAUGCACACCCUCUCCGACCCCCCAUCCUCAUCCUCACUCCCCACACCGAAAAAAUACUCACGCCCCGAUUUACGGGCAAUAGUCGACGAGACAUUCACACAGGGACUCGAAGAACGAGUCGCGGUCUUGGUUUGUGGACCACCGGGUAUGGCGGAGGAGUUGAGAUUGUAUGUGGGGGAUUGGGUAACGAGGGGGAGAUAUGUGUGGUGGCAUGAUGAGGGGUUUGGUUGGUAGGUUUUAGAUUUAGAUGGUAGGUGUAGAUGGUAGAUUUGGAUUUGGGUUGGGUUUUGGAUUUGAAUGGUGGAUGGGAGAUCGAAGAUAGAUAGUCGUUUAGAGGAUUGUAAUAUGUUUAAUGCAAUGCAAUACUAUACAAUGAUAUCAAAUUAGAUUCAGUUGAAUAAUUAAUCAAUCA
This is a messenger RNA of Sclerotinia trifoliorum, 2466 nucleotides long. The record is from the annotation of a GenBank genome assembly. Lineage: Eukaryota; Fungi; Ascomycota; Leotiomycetes; Helotiales; Sclerotiniaceae.